AUGAUGUCUGAUAAAGUUCUAGCCAAUAUCUAUCCAGAAAAACGUACAGUGACACCAACAACCGAAGUCGAAAUUUUAGAUCUUGAAGAACUAAAAGAAGUACAGGAUCAGAAGAGAAAAGAAUAUGAGAGCUAUUUGAAACGAAAUAGGCUUGACAUCGGUCAAUGGUUACGUUAUGCAAAAUUUGAACUUGAUAAUCAAAACAUUCGAAGGGCACGUUCUAUAUAUGAAAGAGCGUUACUUGUUCAUGGUUCUAAUAUUUCUCUAUGGAUAAGAUAUAUUGAUUCUGAGAUUAAAACAAAAAAUAUUAAUCAUGCCAGAAAUAUAUUAGAAAGAUCAAUAACGGUUCUACCGAGAGUUGAUAAACUCUGGUAUAAGUACUUGACGUUAGAAGAGACUCUACAAAACUAUGACAUAGUUAGGAACCUUUUCAAAAAAUGGGUUUCAUUAGAGCCAUUACCUUCAGCGUGGAAUUCUUAUGUUGAAUUCGAAAUACGACAAAAAUCAUGGGAGAAUGUACGUGAUAUAUAUGUGAAAUAUACUCAAGUAUUUCCUCAGGCGAAUACGUGGUUUCGUUGGAUUAAUUUUGAAUCAACAUACGGCUCUAUUGAAUUAGUUCGUCAAGUUUUUUCUCUUUCCAUAGAUACAUUGACUAAUUAUGAUUCUGUCGAUGGCAAUAUUAUACAAGAUACCAUACGGCUUAUUAUAGCCUUUGCCAACUGGGAGUUUGGAAAUGAUGAAUAUGAAAGAGCAAGGACGUUAUAUACUUUGGCACUGGAAAAAUGGCCCGAUAAUCAAGUAUUAAGAAAUUCAUUUGUAUCAUUUGAAAAACAAAUAGGAUCAAUACCAAUUAUUGAGGAUUCUAUAUUAUUUAAACGUAAAAGAAAAUAUGAGGAGCAACUUACAUUACUUCCUUACAGUUACGAUACAUGGUGGGUAUAUUUAGAUCUUUUAGAACAAAAUUAUCCUCAGCAAUACGUAUCAGCUUUUGAAGAUAUGUUGAUUAAGAGUAAACCUACGGAUAAUUGGAAAUCUCCUAAUUGGAAACGAUAUAUUUGUUUCUGGAUACGAUACUUUAUUUUUCUGGAAUUUGGUAGAUAUGAGAUAGAUCUUAUAGAAGAAAAAUUUAAUCACCUAUUACUUAAUAUCAUACCCUAUGAAAAUUUCUCCUUCUCAGAACUUUGGAUCAUGUAUAGUGAAUUUUUGGCAAGAAAUAAGACGAUAGAUGCUAUGAGGAAAGUGUUUGGAAAAGCUAUUGGAAUCAACCCUGAUGGGCAGAUAUUUAAACGUUAUAUUGAAAUUGAACUAUUAUUGAAGGAAUUUGAUAGAGUAAGACGUAUAUAUGAAAAAUAUAUUAAGUUUAAUUCUGGUGAUUUGUCUAUCUGGCUGGAAUAUGCUGAUUUAGAAGAAAACUUGGGAGAUGAAGAAAGAUGCAGACAAAUUUAUAAUCUUAUUAUAAAUAAUGAGAUAAAAGGGAUCACAGAUGUUAUGAAAUACGAAGUAUUUCAAAAAUUUAUUUCUUUUGAAACUCAAGCCAGUGAAUUCUCAAACGCUAGGGAACUUUAUGAAAAUUUCUUAGUGUUUAGUAGUUAUAAUACUGAUAUAUGGAAUGCUUAUGCUUUAUUUAUUAGCACGACGCCAACCGAAGAGCAAUUAGAAGAUUUACAGAAUUUGUUACAAAAUGGAGAAGAUGUUGAAUUUGAACCAAAUGAAGUCAACAAAGAAGCUGCCAGAGCUAUAUUCCAAAGAGCAUUGAAUUACUUUAAAGCUGAGGGUAAAAAAUAUGAAAGAUACAUAAUUGUUAAAUAUCUUAUCGAAUAUGAAAAAACUGAUGGAAAUUCUACUACACAAGAGAUUGCACAGAAUAUGUUGCCAAAAAUCAAUAAAGUAAUUAAAAAUGAAAAUAAUGUUGAAAAAGAAUAUGUAGAGUAUAUUUUCCCUGAAGAAAUUGAAGAUAAACCUGUAUUUGCAACUCCUAAGGUCUCUAAAUUUUUGGAAUUAGCACAAAAAUGGAAAAAAGAAAAUAAUCCUUAA
Messenger RNA from Henningerozyma blattae CBS 6284, 2034 nucleotides. RefSeq names its product Clf1p (gene CLF1). The record is from RefSeq and is a predicted model, not a curated record. Gene Ontology annotation, biological process: mRNA splicing, via spliceosome; spliceosomal complex assembly. Gene Ontology annotation, molecular function: protein binding. The coding region runs from base 1 to 2034 and encodes 677 amino acids. Gene Ontology annotation, cellular component: Prp19 complex; post-mRNA release spliceosomal complex; precatalytic spliceosome. The transcript has a single exon. NCBI's taxonomy places the organism in Eukaryota, Fungi, Ascomycota, Saccharomycetes, Saccharomycetales, Saccharomycetaceae.